Molecule: messenger RNA, 2277 nt
Organism: Sinocyclocheilus grahami
Lineage: Eukaryota; Metazoa; Chordata; Actinopteri; Cypriniformes; Cyprinidae
Gene: dstyk
Product: dual serine/threonine and tyrosine protein kinase
Exons: 13
Biological process (GO): positive regulation of fibroblast growth factor receptor signaling pathway; protein phosphorylation; positive regulation of ERK1 and ERK2 cascade
Cellular component (GO): cytoplasm
Molecular function (GO): ATP binding; protein kinase activity
Source: RefSeq, a predicted model, not a curated record
AUGUGUACUACAACCACCUUCUUCCGCGAGCUCCGACAGAACCACAGCAACACCUGCAGCAGCACACCUGCGGCGCUGGACACAGGUCAGCUCAGCUGCAUCUCGCUCCCGCGUCACGAGGAGGACUAUCUGCAGAAUGUGGUCGGGAGCGCCCCCUACAUCCUCGUCCUGGGCCAGGACUGUUCGGCCCGAUACCAGCUGCUCAACUGCCUGCUGGGAGAGAGGCUCCUCCCCCUGGGCUCGGAGGUGGGCGGGGCCUGUGGGCCGGAGGGCGGGGCCUGCAGGAGGAGGAAGCUGUGCUUCACGCACGGCCGUCAGACGCGCUUGAGCCUGGCGCUGCCGGGGCAGUAUGAGCUGGUGCAUCAGCUGGCGGCUCACUGCGGACGCUGGGACACGGUGCCAUGCGAGGAUCUGGAGAUCCAGGAGUGCGAGGAUCCCGCGCAGCGAUUGGCCGAGCUGGAGGUCACGCUCCAUCACGCGCUGCUGCAGGAGGUGAAGAUCAUGGUGCUCCCGUGCCGCGGCGUGCAGCCGGUGGAGGAGGCUCUGGAGGACUGCAAGCGCGGCAUCCUUCCCAUCAUCCUCUACGCCGUCAGUAAAGACGCGCUGAGCGCCGAGCAGGUGAGCGACCUACAGAAGGUGCGCGAGACGCUGCCGUUCCCCGUCUGCUUCGUCUGGGCCCCUAGCGGCCCCUCGGACCCCGGGGCCCUCCACAGGCAGCUGCUGUCCCUGGAGCUGAUCGGCGCAGCGGCGGGGAGCUGCGCCUGCGGGGCUCCUGCGCAGACGCAGAGCAUUCUGGGAGAGAGUCUGGAGCGUCUGCAGCGUGUGCUGGGGCCCUUCACUCGACAGCUGCUGCAGAACCAACAGGUGGAGGCCACGACGCUGCUGAACGCCGUCCAAUGCCGCUACCUCGACCUCUUCAUCAACCAGGCGUUCGACAUGCAGAGGGAUCUUCAGAUCACGCCGCGGCGGCUGGAGUACACUCGAGAGAAGGAGGGCGAGCUCUUCAGCUCUCUGAUGGCCAUCGCCAACCGCAAGCAGGAGGAGAUGAAGGACAUGAUCGUGGAGACGCUGAGCGGCAUGAAGGAGCAGCUGCUGGAGGACGCCGCCAACCUGCACUUCACCGACAUCAUCAUGUCGUCUAACGGCGAGUCGGUGAGCUCGAAGGACAUUAAGAUGUGCAUCAGUCAGAUCCAGGACCUGAUCGUGGUGCAGCUCAAUCAGGCCGUGGCUAAUAAACUGACCAGCUCAGUGGACUACCUGAGAGAGAGCUUCGUGGGGACACUGGAGAGAUGCCUGGGCAGUCUAGAGAAGAACACAGCCGAGUCCUCCAGCAACAUCACCUCCAACCACCUCAAACAAAUCCUGAACGCGGCGUAUAACGUGGAGGUGACCUUCCACUCGGGCUCCUCCGUCACGAGGCUCUUCUGGGAGCAGAUCAAGCAGAUCAUCCACCGCAUCACGUGGGUCAAUCCUCCGUCCGUCUCGGCCGAGUGGAAGCGCAAGGUCGCGCAGGACGCCAUCGAGAGCCUGAGCGCCGCCAAACUGGCCAAGAGCAUCUGCUCUCAGUUCAGGACCCGACUCAACAGCUCCCACGAGGCCUUCGCCGCCUCACUCCGACAGGUGAUUCUGCAGCGCGUACUCCUUCUAGGUGCAUUAGCAGACUCUUCCUGUACUGAUGAGUGUGUGUCUGUCUGUGUGUGUGUGUGUGUGUGUGUGUGUGUGUCCUCAGGAAAGCCGAAGAUGGGCCGUGAGCUGGGCCGUGGUCAGUACGGUGUGGUGUAUAUGUGUGAUAGCUGGGGUGGACGUCACCCGUGUGCCCUAAAGUCAGUCGUUCCUCCUGACGACAAGCACUGGAACGACCUCGCGCUGGAGUUCCACUACACACGGUCUCUGCCUAAACACGAUCGUUUAGUGAAUCUCCACGGGUCGGUUAUCGAUCACUCGUACAGCGGCGGCUCAAGUAUUGCGGUUCUGCUGAUCAUGGAGCGAUUACACAGAGACCUCUACACGGGACUGAAGGCCGGUCUGUCUCUGAAGGAGCGUCUUCAGAUCGCUCUGGACGUGGUGGAGGGGAUUCGGUUCCUGCACAGUCAGGGUCUCCUGCACCGCGACAUCAAGCUGAAGAACGUUCUGUUGGACAGACAGAACCGGGCGAAGAUCACUGACCUGGGCUUCUGUAAACCCGAGGCCAUGAUAUCCGGCAGUAUCGUGGGGACGCCCAUCCACAUGGCACCGGAACUCUUCACAGGAAAGUACGAUAACUCCGUCGACGUGUAC